CACCAACUCCGCGCUCUACUUCACACAGCGUGCAAGCUGGCGGACUCAUGGCCUCCAAUCAAACGCAUCUAACCAGUUUUAGCAGUGGGAAUUGUGAUCUUGCCGCAACUUGAUUAAUUCGUGUCCGCGCGCUCCUCAGUUGGUAGCCGAGAGUCGUGCUGUUUUGAUUGAAUCGAGUCGCCGCGUUUUACUGACAACGAACAAGCGAACGAGAAACGACAGCUAAACACAUUCGGAACAUAUGAGCCAUACGAAAGAACGAUUCAUGGAUAUCGAGUAAUUUAUAUGUGGCACUAAAACCGUCGGUUCGGGUGUGUGCAUCGCCACUCCAAGCAGAGUGUACUAUGGCCAGCAAUUAGAACUGCUGGAGGAUCAAGUGUAAUACAACAGAAGGAAACUGUUUUUAAAUUGAAUUGCAAAACUAGAAAAGUGUAUGGUCUGUUGUGUGAAAAUUGCGAUAGCCCAAUAUUAGCAUAAGACCAAUAUUAAAAUAAGCCAGUCGCUGGCUCCCCUUUUGAAAUGGAUAUGACCGGUGCGAAUUCCCUCAACAUGCGGCCAUUGUUUGCUGGCUACCCUUUCCAAGGCCAGGGUCGCGUUAAUCAACUUGGAGGGGUUUUCAUCAAUGGUCGACCUCUUCCCAAUCACAUCCGCUUGAAAAUUGUCGAAAUGGCUGGCAGUGGAAUUCGACCGUGUGUCAUUUCGAGACAGUUGCGAGUCUCGCAUGGCUGUGUGUCGAAGAUUCUGAAUCGCUACCAAGAAACCGGCUCUAUUAGGCCUGGCGUAAUCGGUGGAUCCAAACCCAAAGUCACAUCUCCGGAGAUUGAGGCGCGCAUUAAAGAGAUGUGCAAAGCAAAUCCAGGACUCUUCAGCUGGGAGAUAAGGGAGAAACUAAUAAGGUGA
This is a messenger RNA of Musca domestica (house fly), 900 nucleotides long. Its product is annotated as protein gooseberry-neuro-like. Gene Ontology annotation, biological process: anatomical structure development; regulation of transcription by RNA polymerase II. Gene Ontology annotation, molecular function: DNA-binding transcription factor activity, RNA polymerase II-specific; RNA polymerase II cis-regulatory region sequence-specific DNA binding. The transcript is spliced from 2 exons. The coding region runs from base 520 to 900 and encodes 126 amino acids. The record is from RefSeq and is a predicted model, not a curated record. Lineage: Eukaryota; Metazoa; Arthropoda; Insecta; Diptera; Muscidae.